Necator americanus (New World hookworm) is the source of this 3885-nucleotide messenger RNA. RefSeq lists its product as uncharacterized. Gene Ontology annotation, biological process: response to oxidative stress. The transcript has 38 exons. The coding region runs from base 1 to 3885 and encodes 1294 amino acids. Gene Ontology annotation, molecular function: heme binding; peroxidase activity; protein binding. NCBI's taxonomy places the organism in Eukaryota, Metazoa, Nematoda, Chromadorea, Rhabditida, Ancylostomatidae. The record is from RefSeq and is a predicted model, not a curated record.
AUGAUCGACAACCACUCUUCUGGAAGAUUCCCCGGUACGGAAAAAGCAUCUGGCCGACGAUUACGUAAUUGUGAUCGCGGCAUCGGGAUGUUGUUGUUCCUCUUGCUGGGGUUUCUAACCUCAGACGUUAUCGCAUGUCCUUCACAAUGUAAUUGUUCCGAAGUGACGAUAGAUUGCUCAUCAAGAGGACUUGUUUCCUUCCCGAACGAUCUACCAACAUCCACAAUAACCCUAAACCUACGCGGAAAUAAUAUCGGAAGAAUAUCGGUGGAUGAUGUGAAGGGUUUGCAACAUCUGGAAACUUUAAUAGUUAGCGAGAAUAAAAUUAGAACAAUUGAUGAGAAUUUUCUCGAUUUUCUACCGCUAUUGCGACGAGUGAGUUUUGCACGAAAUAAACUGCGAGUGAUUCCAUCGCUAGCUGCACAACCGUCACGUCUUGUCUCAUUAGAUCUACGACACAAUGAAAUCUCCACGAUUGAUGUUCAAGCAUUCUCUUACCUUCCACAACUAAUCCAGCUUGAUCUGGCUCACAACAAAUUACAAAGUCUUCCACAAAUGGUUUUCACAAAGAAUUCCAGGAUUGCCACAUUGAAAUUGCACAGAAAUCCAUGGAAUUGUGAUUGCAGGAUUGUCGGUCUUAGCAAAUUCAUCGUUGGAAAAUAUAAACCGAAUGAGGAAGCAAAAUGCUUUAAUCCACCUAAACUACGUGGAGUGUCUCUUCACAAGAUCACCGGAAAAGAGGUAUCGUGCGCUACUCCAACCGUGUUCGAGAAAGAAUUCCAUCAUUUGCUCGAUUGCCCAUCGCUAGGCGGUGGAGAAGUUCAUUGGUUGUAUAACAACGUCGAUUUGGAUUUUUCAUCCGCUGAUUCCUAUCAGUUAAAGGAUAAUGGUUCGCUAAUCAUUCCGAAAAGCUCCUCCGCUCAUGGUUUCACCUGCACUGCCGAUUAUGGUGUCAUUCCACAAAGAACUCUACGACAAACUAGAGUGUUUAGCGGUCAUGGACCACAAUUCACUUUCAAGCCCAGAGACAGUUCCUAUAGAGAAGGAACGUCUGUGAAAUUGCACUGUGAAGUUAUUGGUGAACCUAAGCCAACUAUCACAUGGUACUAUAAAAGACAGCCAAUAAUAAACUCCAGAAAAUAUGAACUGACGAAUGCUAACUCUAUCCUGAAGAUCUAUCCAUUUCUGGAGGGCGACGUUGGAAGCUACACAUGUAUGGCAUCAAAUAUUCAUGGACAAAUCCAACAUACGGCAAGGCUUCAUCUAGUAAGCAGUAUUCCACCGAACAUCUACGAUGGUCCCUCACCACAAACCGUUCGAUUGGGUCAACAGGUUACGUUCACGUGCCGUGCACGAGGAGUCCCGAGACCUGAAAUCACGUGGUUCUUUGAGGGAUCAAUUAUUCCUCAUAUUAAAGGACGUUUUAUGGUUUCAGAUGACGGUAACGAGCUGACCAUUAAUCGAGUAACUCGACAGGAUGAGGGAGUCUAUUCGUGUAUGGCCGGGAACAGCGUCGGCGCUAUGAUGGCCGACGCAAAACUGAUCGUUGAAGGCGACUUUGGACGGACUGUUGACACAUUUAUCGAUGACGCAACUUUGCAGAAUAUCGCAUUUCAGGCUAGGGAAAAUGUUAAUAGAGCCGUCAAUAACACUCGUACAAUAUUAACACAGGAUCGGGUCUCUGAUCCGGAAGAUCUCAAGAAAUUAUUCCGAUUCUCGAUUCCUACACAGGCAGUAGAGCUCAGUAAAGCUCGAGAUAUUUAUGAAGAAAGUGUUCGACUUGUUCAGGAACACAUACAAAAAGGUCUUCGCCUUCCCGUUGAUAAACUCGCACCAAAUGUUUCCUAUGAAGCUGUACUGGCACCGUCUCAUGUUCAAACCCUUAUGGAAUUAUCCGGAUGCCAAACGGGACAAUUUAAAACCGCAUGCACGGAUAUGUGUUUUCACAGUAAAUACAGGUCCUAUGAUGGUCAGUGCAAUAAUUUCGAUCACCCAAUGUGGGGUGUCUCGCAGAUGCCGUUGCUACGUCUCCUGCCGCCCAUCUACGAGAACGGCUUCAGCACUCCGGUUGGAUGGGAGAAGGGCCGUCUUUACUACGGAUAUCCUAAACCGAAUCCUAGAGAUGUCUCUCGCCUACUAGUGGCUACAGAAUCGAUAACUCCACAUUCGUAUCUUUCGGCUAUGGUGAUGCAAUGGGGACAGUUUGUAGAUCAUGACAUCACUCAUACUCCAAUGGCAUUAUCGCGUCAGAGUUACGCUUCGGGUGCUAUUUGCAACAAAACUUGCGAGAAUUUGGAUCCAUGCUUCAAUAUUCCGCUUUCGCCGAGUGAUCCUAAGCUGCACACGGGAGUACAUAUAAAAUAUCCUUGCAUCGAAUUUGAGAGAAGUGGUGCCGUAUGUGGAAGCGGUGAGACGUCGCUAAUCUUCCAACGAGUAACGUACAGGGAUCAAAUGAAUAUUAUCACUUCUUACCUGGAUGGAUCUGCUGUGUAUGGCAGCACAGAGAUCCAAUCAUUGGAACUCAGAGACUUGUUUGGAGAUCACGGCCUGCUUCGUUUUGAUAUCGUUUCAACUGGUCAAAAACCUUACCUACCCUUCGAAAGGGACUCGGACAUGGAUUGUAAGCGUAAUUUCUCGCAAGAAAACCCUAUACGAUGUUUCUUAGCCGGGGAUCUACGGGCUAAUGAACAGUUGGGAUUGACCGCGAUGCAUACACUUUUCCUACGUGAACACAAUCGAAUUGCUGCGAAACUUCUGGAAAUAAAUGUGAACUGGGAUGGAGAGACGAUCUAUCAAGAGACGAGAAAAAUUGUCGGCGCCAUCAUACAACAUAUCACCUACAACGAAUGGCUACCAACUGUCCUUGGAAAGACCGGUUACAAUGAGAUGAUUGGCGACUACACCGGUUAUAAUCCACAUGUGAAUCCUUCAAUAGCGAACGCUUUCGCGACUGCAGCAUUUAGAUUUGGCCACACGCUGAUCAAUCCCACAUUGUUCCGCUUGGAUAAAGAUUUCAAUACCAUCAAGGACGGACAUAUUCCUCUUCACAAGGCCUUCUUUGCUCCUGAACGUUUACUUUCGGAAGGUGGCAUUGACCCACUACUAAGGGGUCUUUUCGCUUCACCACUUAAACUACCAAAGUCCAAUCAAAUGCUUAAUAUGGAACUUACGGAAAAGCUUUUCCACCACUUCCAUGAGGUAGCCUUGGAUCUAGCUGUUAUGAACAUACAACGAGGACGCGACCAUGGACUACCGGGGUACAUUGAAUAUCGCCGAUUCUGCAACAUGUCAGUGCCGGAAACAUGGGAUGAUCUGGCCGCGGAUAUUCCGGAUUCCUCCGUACGAGCGAAGCUUCGAGGGCUUUACGGUCAUCCAGCAAAUAUUGACUUGUGGGUUGGUGGAGUUGCUGAGCAGCGAUUACCUGAUGCUUUAAUGGGUCCCACAUUCGCAUGUAUUAUUGGUGAUCAGUUCCGAAGGCUUCGGGAAGGCGAUCGCUUCUGGUACGAAAACGAGGGGGUUUUCACGAAAUUACAACUUCAACAGAUCAAAAAAGUCUCUCUCGCUCGCCUAUUUUGUGACAACGGAGACAGUAUCGAUCGAGUACAACCGAAUGUUUUCUUCUAUCCGGGCAAUUCGACCAGACAUUAUGGAAAAUGUGAAAAUAUCCCGGAAAUUAAUUUGAAUAUGUGGAUGAAUUGUUGUGAUUCAUCGUGUACUACGUUGCCACCACCAAGCAGAAAACGUCGCGCACAUCAUCAUUGUGAUGUGAAUGGGGAGCAACGGAUGGAUGGCGAACAUUGGGAACCGACUGACGAAAAAUGCACCACCUGUAAAUGUGAGCACGGCCAAGUAUGGUGUUCGGUUCGAGAAAAAUGCCAUAAUUAA